Drosophila mojavensis is the source of this 3151-nucleotide messenger RNA. It is a transcript of the gene knk, whose product is annotated as protein Skeletor, isoforms B/C. Bases 497 to 2656 code for a protein of 719 amino acids. The transcript has 6 exons. Lineage: Eukaryota; Metazoa; Arthropoda; Insecta; Diptera; Drosophilidae. The record is from RefSeq and is a predicted model, not a curated record.
CUUUGCGCGCAGACGAACUCAAAAAGAAAUUAAAAUUUAACGGCCUCUCAACUCAGUUGAUCGUGAGCAGCUCGAGCGUGCGGUUGGUUUUGUGGCUCGCUGCAGGUUUGUUUUUGGAUCUGCGACUUAAACCAGUUUUCGACUAUUUCAAUAAUAACAAAACAAGCAAAACGCAUGCGAAUGACGAAACGACCUUAAGAAAAAAAGAAAGAAAUCCGCGAUAACAAUUACAAGCUAAGAAUUCGUUACGGAAGCAAGAAAAGUGACGCAAAUGUAAAGUCCAAAUAACAACCAACAAUAAAAAAUAUUUGAUCAAAAUGGUAGUGCGUGCAUUUAAUUAAUUUUGAAAUAAUUAGAGUGUGAAAAGUAGCUAAAAAUAAAACUAAACGAAGCUACGAUUUGCAAAAUAUCUACGUGGAUAAUUGACUGUGGAGAGAGUUAAAAGAGUUCGAAAGAGUGGGAGAGAGAGAGAGGGAGUGCAACGCAAACGUGCGCAAUGACAUUGACAAGACAUGAAGGCGUUCUUUGUCACUGCUGCAACUGCGCUGUCGCUGUAGCAGUUCCUGUUAGUGCUCCUACAGGCCGUAAGCUAGCAGCCUUGCAAUCGCGACGCAGACUACGACAGCAGCUAUUAUUAGCGUUGGUGGCGCUUUUCCUCUUUGGCUUCAAUACAGCUGCAACUGAAGGCGAAGAUGAAGAUGGUCCGUAUCGGGGCAAAUAUUUGGGCAAACUCAAUUCGUAUCAUCAUCAGGUGUCCGGUGAUGUGUACGCUGUGAAUGAGUAUACGUUUUUGAUAGUGGGCUUUAAUUACGAUGGCAACGGUGCGGAUACGUUCUUUUGGUCCGGCGCCAGCAAUCGACCAGGUCCGCAAGGUUUCAUAGUGCCAGACGAGUACGGAAAAACGAACAUUUUGGAUCGUUAUCAUAACAAGGACUUUACGCUAACGCUGCCCGAUCGUAAGAAGAUGACUGAGAUCAAGUGGCUGGCGGUCUACGAUCUGAACAAUCAGAACAACUUUGGUGACGUUUAUAUACCCGAGGAGUUCGAGCCGCCGCGCACUCAAGUUGGCGGCACCUUCUCCAAGCGCAACCACAAUGUGAGCAGCAGCACCAUCGAGAUCUUGGACUCAAAGACCAUUAGGAUUAAGGACUUUACGUACGAUGGGCGUGGCAAGCGUACGUUCUUCUGGACAGGCGUGGGUGCUCAGCCGUCGAGUCGGGGCAGCAAAAUUCCGGACGAGCGGGGCUACCUCGAUCCCAUACGCAGCUACAAUAAGGAAACCAUUGUGUUGGAAUUGCCUGGCGACAAGACGAUCUUCGACAUCGAUUGGAUUAGCAUCUACGAUGUGGCCGACAAGGAGAACUAUGGCCAUGUGCUUAUACCGGACGGGCUGAAUGUGCCGCCAUCUCUGGUGAAGAUUACGCCGUAUGAGUUCUCGCUGCCCAAUUGCCGGCAGCUACACAAGGAUCUGCAGGUGUCGUGGGAGGUGUUCGGACCGCAGAUCACGUUCCAGCUGUCCGGUCAGGUGGCGAAAACGGAUUACAUGUCCUUUGGCAUCUCAGGCUCCGAUACAGCCAGUCAAAUGAUUGGUGCCGAUGUCGUCGUGGCUUAUAUAGACGACAUCAGGGGCUACACGGUUGACUACAAUAUCACCUCGCUGGCUCCAUGCGUGCAGGUGCUGGGUCAGAAUAAGGGCGUGUGUCGAGAUGAUGUCGUAGGUGGCUUGGACAGCUUUCAGCUGAACACAUACGCCCGCAAGGAUGGCAUCAAUACAAUCAGCUUCAGACGCACGCUCAAAUCAUCCGAUGAUGGGGACAAGGAAAUCUUUCUGGAUCGCAGCAAUUAUGUGGUUUGGGCAUUUGGUCAGCUGGACUCCAACAAUGAGCCAGCGUUUCACACAUACUAUCCCAAGAGUGAUAUAAUCAUCGACUUUAACACUACGGAGCCUGUGAACGAUUGCUUCAGCUUUACGAAACGUGCGGAAACUCCAGUGCAAAUCUGGGAGCGCGCUCGAAUUACGGAUGCAACCGUGCGGACUUUUAAUGCUUAUCUGGGCCCCUCGGGCGGUCUGCGUGGCUAUCAGGGCAUCACGGGCCAUGUGUCAAGCGGCUUGGCCUGGUACAUCAAUGGCUAUAUGAUACCGGAACUGUAUCUGAAGCGGGGCUUGACGUACACCUUUAAGGUGCGCGGCGGCAACAAUCCGCAUUCGCCGGAGCACUACCAUCCACUGGUCAUAACGGAUGAUCCGCAAGGCGGCUACGAUCGACUGUCGGAUGCCAAACAGAGCGAAAUUCGCGUUCUUGCUGGCGUAGAGUUUACGCGUCGUGGUCGACCCAAGCCCACAGCUGCGGGUCCGCUCUGCUUGUCCCGCUAUCCGGAUCACUACGACCGUCGCUUGGAUGACAAUUUCCCUACAUUCAAGAAAUUCAAUCGCAGCUUGAUCAAUAUCUGCAGCGACGAGCCGCCGGCGCUGCUUGAGAUUACGCCGAAUAUCACGUGGCCCGACACAGUAUACUAUAAUUCCUUUACGCACGGCAACAUGGGCUGGAAGAUCCACAUUGUGGACAGCUAUACGAAGUUGCGCAACGCUGGCCAUUCCCUGGCCACGGCGUGGCUGACGACGCUCUCGGCUCUGCUGAUAGUGUUGGCACUGUAAGUGUUGACUGCCUUCCUUGACAGUUUCUGUCGCCCCAAAGGAUACUCUUUUUUAUGUUUUAAUUUUAAUAUAAGUCAAUCAGUCACAAUUUGCAUAUAUAUGUAUAUGUGUGUAUUUAUGUAUGUUUGCAUGUAUUAUACCUGCCCAUUUAAGCAUAAGUAUUGUAAUUUAUAACUCGUUAAUAAAGGCAGAGUUUCACAUAAGACAGAAGCAUUUUGUCCUGAUUGUUAAUACCUUAAUAUAGCUAAUAUACGUAUGUAUGUAUGUGAACAAUAUCUGUAUUAUUUAAUUCAAGAUAGGCCAUUUGGAGGUGAUUCAUUUGUUUGACUGUAAACUGUAAACUAUGCAUUUAUUGAUUAGAUUCGAUUUCAAUUAUGCGCAUAUAUAGUCUUUAUGUGUGUAUAUAUACUUUCUUCUGUAGUUGCAACUGUUGCUAUCAUCAGUUAAAUAGACUUAUUAAUUAAAAUGAAUUGAUGUGAGCUUUCUAAUCAAUUA